Messenger RNA from Thecamonas trahens ATCC 50062, 358 nucleotides. RefSeq lists its product as uncharacterized. Bases 27 to 320 code for a protein of 97 amino acids. The transcript is spliced from 2 exons. Lineage: Eukaryota; Apusomonadida; Apusomonadidae. The record is from RefSeq and is a predicted model, not a curated record.
AUCUCUCUCUCUUUCUCCGUCAAGCUAUGGCUGACGCUCCUGCUGGCGCAACACCGUACCCUGUGGUCAACGCGGCCCCGAAUGUGGCCGAGACCGUGGCCAACUUUUCAAUGGGCGACGUGUCCAAGUGGGCGCUGAUGACCGGGCUCUCGCUGCCGUUUGGCUGGGCCAUCGGCAAGCCGAUCCGGAUGCAGACCAUGGUGAUGGCAGGCUCGAUCGGGUUUGUGGGCGGCUUUAUGUGGGCGUACCAGAACGCGGCUGGGCGGCUGAUGGGCACGUUUGAGAACAAGUCUGAGGUCAAGCGGCACUACUCGCAGUGAGUCUGCUCGGCAGCGUGAAUAAAGACAGAAAGCGUCUC